Messenger RNA from Aquila chrysaetos chrysaetos, 4453 nucleotides. Its product is annotated as hyaluronidase-1-like. Bases 423 to 1862 code for a protein of 479 amino acids. Gene Ontology annotation, molecular function: hyalurononglucosaminidase activity. The record is from RefSeq and is a predicted model, not a curated record. Gene Ontology annotation, biological process: hyaluronan catabolic process; carbohydrate metabolic process. The transcript is spliced from 4 exons. Lineage: Eukaryota; Metazoa; Chordata; Aves; Accipitriformes; Accipitridae.
UGCGCCGCAGUGACUGAGCUGUCCCCGCUGUUAAUGCCUGUCGCUGCUGAGUCCAGAGCGUGUAACUCUCAAAACACAACUUAAUUCUUCUCAAACACCAGUGCAGUCAUUCCCUUAUCAGGCCAUAAAUGUAGGCGAUACAAAAUCAUUAUAGCAAGAGCCAGGCUGCUUACAAGUAAUAAGGCUAACUUUUUAAUGAAUUUACUUACAUAUUUUGCAAUGACAUGAUGAGUGUUUAGGUAAAAUUCUGCCCUUAUCUUCAGAUGCCCUCAGUUUCUCAUUAGUUAAAAGCCCACUCAUUAGGAAGAGCACAUUCCCAGGACAAACACAUCAGCUGUUGUAAAUUGUUCCACCAAAGUUUUCUGCUGUUCACUGAUUUUAUAGAGGACACAUCAUAACAAUUUCCCAGAAAAAAACAUGCCAUGGAUGUUCAAAUGGUCAAAGGGUUAGCAGUGACGGUGCUGCUUACUAUGGUUGAUGCUCAGCUGCCGAAGCCGGCACGGGCCCCUCUGGUUCUGCACAAGCCUUUCGUGGUGGUUUGGAAUGCACCGACCGAGCAGUGCAGGCUGCGGUACAAGGUGGACCUGGAUCUCAGUGUUUUUGAUAUUGCAUCCAACACCAAUGAGACUUUGAGUGGAUCCAAUGUGACAAUCUUCUAUCACACUCAUUUGGGAUACUAUCCCUACUACUCAGAUAACGGAGAUCCUGUCAAUGGAGGGGUGCCCCAGAACGAAAGUCUUAUCAAACACCUUAAUAAGGCAAAGUCUGACAUUGACUACUGCAUACCCAUGAAGAAAUUUCAGGGACUUGCAGUCAUUGACUGGGAAAACUGGAGGCCCCAGUGGGAUAGGAACUGGGGCAAUAAAAGCAUUUAUAGAAAUAAGUCUCUUGAGAUGGUUAGGAGACGCCAUCCUCAGUGGUCGGAGGACAAAAUUAGGAAAGUGGCUAAAGAGGAAUUCGAAAAUGCUGGCAAGAGUUUUAUGAACAAUACCAUCCUUCUGGCUGAGCAUAUGAGACCAAAUGGUUUGUGGGGUUACUAUCUUUACCCAGACUGCUACAAUUAUGAUUACAAAGAACACCCCCAAACAUACACGGGGAAGUGCCCAGCCAUUGAGUCUUCCCGCAAUGACCUCCUGCUUUGGCUGUGGAAGGAAAGCACUGCUCUCUACCCUUCCAUAUACCUGGAUUAUAUACUGAAGUCAAGUCCAAACGCACUAAGAUUUGUUCACUAUCGGGUUAAGGAGGCAAUACGUGUUGCCUCAAUUGCUAGAAAAGACUACGUUUUGCCUGUGUUUGUUUACUCCAGACCAUUUUAUGCCUAUACUUUUCAUGUUUUAACAGAGACGGAUCUAGUCAAUACCAUUGGUGAAAGUGCGGCUUUGGGAGCAGCUGGAGUUGUUCUCUGGGGCAGCAUGCAAUAUGCCAGCUCAAAGGAGAGCUGCUCAACUGUGAAACGGUACAUUGACGGGCCCUUAGGACAUUACGUCAUUAAUGUGACCUCAGCAGCCAAACUCUGUAGCAAAGUCCUGUGCAAGAAGAAUGGAAGAUGUAUCCGCAAAAACAGCGACUCUUCUGCUUACCUCCAUUUGUCACCCACUAAUUUUAAGAUCCGAGCCCGUCACUCAGAGAGGGGCUCCAGGUUCCAGGUGACUGGUGAACCCAGCCUGGAGAGUAUUGAAGCCAUGAGGCAGAGAUUCAUGUGUCAGUGUUACCAGGGCUGGACAGGAAUAUUUUGUGAAUUGCCUGACCAAAGGCUAAUGGAGCACUGGGUUCAUGUUGUGCUCAGUAGAUCAAGAAAACAAAAGCUUUAUGUCUUCCUCUUAGGAGCCAUGCAGCUGCUUCUGCUUUGUACCACACACUAAAGUCUUCUGAGGCAGUGCAAGGAAAUAAGAAAUGGUGCCACUAAGAGUUCUGUUCCUUAGAAAGUUUUUAUUGUGCAGGGAAAAGAUAUUGUUGAUAAAAUAGUUUUAUUCUGUUUUCUUCAUCUCCUACACCUGGAAUUGCUUCAGACAUUAAACAUUUUGAAAGCAGCCCCCUCUUUUCUACCAUCUCCUUUACUUUUAACUCAUGUUUUACUCACACGUUCAACAGAUAAAGCUUCUGCUGUGACAGCAGAAGCUUUACCUGAGUAAAAAAGUUGAAUAAACUUGUACAAGGAUUCAUCCAUGUAGCAGCUUAAAAAAGGACACAGAGCCUCUUUGUUUCAGGGCUGGAUGGUUUAACAUACGGUGAUGAGGAAAGUCUUCAUGGGGACCAGGGAUUGCAAACUGUUCACUGCAGCUCCCACUGAAGUCAAAUGGCAUUUUUUGUGAGCAGCAGCACUAUGCCCAGAGCCACAUCCACUGCUCCAACUCGCUGCUCCAACUGCUUCUGCAUGGACAAUGUGAAGAGUAUAGAGUUAUAAAUCAGUGCACACUUUAAAAUAAAUGUGUAUUUCAGUAUUUCAAGGCCUAAUUUGAUUCAUAUUACUUCUAGAGGUAUCAGUAUUUCCAGUGGUAGUUUUGUGCCAUCAAUUCCAAAGGUACUGUUUGACUGAAAAUCUCUGCGAUCGCCAGUCGUUGGGUCAAAUGUUCAUUUUCCCGCCAUACCAGCCAACCAGCAGAACGUAUAUGUGUUUAGGUGAGGGGCUCCUGAGCUCUGAGAGCAGCACUGGCAGCUGGCACCCCGCAGUGCUCCCGCCCGGGCAGGCGACGGGAGAGCGCUUCUCCUCCUUGCUGCCUGGCAUCACUGCUGCCUCUGGGGCCACUGCGGGGCUUGGCUUUCUGCUCUGCUAACUACAGGGGUCUCGUAACUCUGCUCUCCUACAGCUCUUGCGCAGUCACCCGACCAAGCUGGCUGGUCAGCGACUGGGAAACUGGAACAGGCUGACAGAGCCCACUGCCGGUAUGCGUCUCCCUCAUGCAGGGAAGGAGAAGAUGAAGAACUCUACUCCCUGGCAAUGUUUUGGCUUGCAGCCUUCAGCUUCAGAUGGGGACCUCUUUGGAGGUGGUAUAGCUUAAUGAACUACGGAUUACUGGUUAAUUUAGCAUCCAUAACGUGCCAUUCUGUCAGGCUAUGGCCUGUCCGUUUGCAGUUUUUCAUUGGUCCAUGUUCAUGUGUGAACAAACAUAUUUCAUCAAAGACCCGUCUGUCUUCCACCUAACUUUUCAAUGUAACAAACAAUCAAUGACUUCACUGAAUUGAAGACAAACCCAAAAAAUUCCCUACAUCCUUCUGACUUUUAGGGAGGAUACUAAAAUAAUUUUCUUUUGAGGCUUUUGUAUGAUGCAUUGACCUGAGUACCAUUCCAGAGCAUGGACACAGAAAUUAAUAAGAAACCCACAUGUGGGUCUAAGACUUUUUUUUUCACCCUGACUAGUGUCUGUAUUGAUCAUUUGUGGCCGGACUUCAUUGCUUACACUACACAGUACCCUAUUCCUGUAGCAGUUUGGUUAAAAUCAGCAAGGCUAUGUGGAGAGGAUACUUAACUGAGUAAGGAAGUCUGAAUCUGGCCCUUGCCAGGCCCCCUUCUUGAUAGUGUCCUAAAUUAUUUUAAACAUUAACAUGUUUCUAUGCAUUACAAUCUGCUGGGGUGUCCUAUGUUCUCCGUAAUCUCCUGUUGUCUCUGAACAUUUCUUCAUGAUAACCCCACAAAAAAAACUUUCUUUGGUUUGCUAGGACCAGAUUCACAGCUGGUGUGAACUGUGAUGCUCAGAUUCACUCGAGCCAAAGACCCAGCUCACAACAGACCUGCAGUGGAUACAUUAAGGCUGCAAUGAUCCCUUUAAACCUAGGCAAUGAAAUGGGACUAACUUCAGUUAAAUGGAGACUUAGUGCUAGCUAUAGUGAGCCACUCUGUAAUGACACGUGCUGAGAAGCUACAGGAGAGCUUUGCCACUGGCCUUUUCCUUUGUAGCGUGUAAUGGCAAUGGAUGACAGCAAAAGUGAAGGUAAAAAACUUUAUUAUUUUGGUAUGGGAGAGAAAGGAUUAAAAUUAAAGUUUAGAAAAACUGACAGUUGUUAACAACUAUGCCUUAGACUGAAGCUAGUGUGUUUACCUUUUCAAAUAUUUUUUAUUGAUUAUAUACAUUCUGCUUUAGCUCCUGAAUCCAGUUCAGUUUGCUAAACUUCAAGGGGAACUUACAAAUACUUUAGCGUAUUGAGAGCACAGAAACUAUUAGCCCAGUUUUGCUAAAUACCUGUCACCAGUGUAGGUCUAUAUUUAAACUCGAUGCUCCUGCUUUGUGUAAUGCUGUCCUGUGUUCUGAAACCAGAGGUGAUGUGAAAAUGCUGUAAUCCUCAUGCACUGCGUCAGUGAAAUGUGCUUUUAAAAUGUUGUGUAUCACUUCGUAAAGUGUUUCCAUUAUUUCUGUAGGCUUAUAAGAAUAAACUGUGUUGUGACUUAUAUACACAAUUUAUUUGGAUAGCAUAAAUUCAAUUAAACUGACAUAAGAUCUUCAUCAGCUAAAGUUUU